CUUCUUUUUUUUUUUCUUUUUUGUUACUUUAUCAUUAUUGGAUAGUUACCAUGUCGGUACCUUUACAAGAAUUUAUAGGUAAAAAAAAGAAAUAAUAUUUUAUAUAAAUAGUACAAUCCAAACUUUCACUUUUUUUUUUAAUUCUCUUUAUAUAUAAAAUGUAAUAUCUUUCUAUGCACAGACGGUGCAUGUAGUCCUGCGCGUUAUGAACCUGACCUUGCUCUCAAUCUCGAGAUAUGCGAAAUGAUCAAUAAGAAACAAGGCAAUGCUCCAAGGGAAGCAGCUACUGCUAUUGUCCGUAUCAUCAAUAGCAAGAAUAUCAACCAAGCCAUGUUAGCUCUCACAUUAUUGGACAAUUGUGUCAAGAACUGUGGUUAUCCUUUCCAUCUUCAAAUUGGUACAAAAGAAUUCUUGAAUGAACUUGUGCGACGCUUCCCCGAACGACCUGCGCCAUUUCCAAGUCCUGUCAUUCAACGUAUAUUGUAUCUAAUCAAGGAAUGGAAAGUAGCUCUCACUGACAUGUCACGUCAUAAAGAUGAUUUGGUACACAUUAAAGAUAUGUAUCGACUUCUUCGAUUCAAAGGUUAUAGAUUCCCAGAUUUACGUGACUCUUCUAUAGCUGCCUUAGCUCCAUCAGAGUCUUUGAAAUCAGCACAAGAAUUGGAAGAAGAGGAUCGUGUGGCUCAAUCAGCAAAACUACAAGAAUUGAUUCGACGUGGAAGACCUCAAGAUUUGGUAGAAGCAAACCAUUUGAUGAAAAUCAUGUCUGGUUAUGAUCAAAGAGCCAAACCUGAUUAUAAACAAAAAUUUGAAGAGGAAUUACACAAGAUACAGGAUAAAGCUAUUCUUCUGUAUGAAAUGUUGGAAAAUGUAGCACAAGGUGAACGAUUGGAUCGCAAUGAAACCGUGAUGGAAUUAAAACAUUCAUGCCAAAACGCUCAACCAAAGAUCCAGAAGAUGAUUACAGAAGAAGAGGAUAAUGACAAAAUUGAGAACUUGCUGACUCUCAACGAUAUGAUCAAUAACGUAAUUGCUAAGUUUGCCGACAUUCAAAAAGGAAUAUAUGACACCCAGUAUGAUAUCAGUGGAAAGCCACCCAAGCAAACAUCAACCACAGAGGAACCUAGACAGGCAAUUAGUUUGAUCGAUUUGGAUGAUGACUCGACCUUAUCCAACAAUACACCUACAGCCUCUGGAUCAGCAUUGAAUGAACUCAGUGACUUAUUUGGCCAAACAAAUAUAUCAAGUGUACCAGCUACAAUACCCACGAUGUCCACCCCAUCAUCUUCAAAUAUGACCAGCAAUAAUCCUAGUGAUAUUUUUGAUUUAUUGAGUGGAUCCAAUGCACCACCAGCUUAUUCUGUCGAAUCACCAGUAUCAGCAACAAAUCCCCCAGUAUCUGUCUCUCCUGCUUUAUCCAACACUUCAUUCAAUGGUUUUGGAUCUCCUAGACAACAACAUCAACGGUCUAUAGAAAACAACAAUAGUAACGAUGGCUCACUUUUAUCAUCGUCUUCUACUAACAGUAAUGGAUCUGCUCAAACUCAUCCUACAAUCGAACUGGUGAAUAAGAAUGGUUUACGGAUUGAACUGGAAGUCAGACAAAUUAGUACUCAAUGGAAAUUCAAGGCAUUGUUCUCAAAUCAGUCCACUGCACCUAUGGAAAACAUGACUUUAUCGCUCGCGGCACCAAAGUCUAUGCAAUUGAAAAUGGAAACUCAAUCAUCCCAAGUGGUACCUCCUCAUUCACAAAACUCGGUCACUCAGUUUAUUCUUCUCAACAAUCCCAACAAUGAAACUUUACGUCUGCGGUACAAGGUCACUUAUCAACAAUUUGGUGUGGAUAUGGAACAAACUGGCGAUUAUCGUGCAUAAAUGAUUCUUAUUUUUACUCUUGCUUCCCUAUUUUUGUUAUUUAUAUACACCUAUUACAUUUUUAUAUCUAUUUGAUUAAAUAAAAGAAGAAAAGUGUCUAUUUUGAA
This is a messenger RNA of Halteromyces radiatus, 1982 nucleotides long. RefSeq lists its product as uncharacterized. The record is from RefSeq and is a predicted model, not a curated record. Gene Ontology annotation, molecular function: ubiquitin binding; phosphatidylinositol binding. Gene Ontology annotation, biological process: Golgi to endosome transport; protein transport to vacuole involved in ubiquitin-dependent protein catabolic process via the multivesicular body sorting pathway; Golgi to vacuole transport. The transcript is spliced from 12 exons. Gene Ontology annotation, cellular component: trans-Golgi network. Lineage: Eukaryota; Fungi; Mucoromycota; Mucoromycetes; Mucorales; Cunninghamellaceae. Bases 244 to 1875 code for a protein of 543 amino acids.